AUGCUCCUCUCACCAAACCGCACGAUCGCGCUGACGUGCGUGGUCUUUGUCUUUGUGCUUCUGACAGGCUAUCAACCACUCAUGCGCAACUACGUCCCGAAUCCUCUCCAGCAUGUCUUGAAGAAUGGUACAAUCGAGGUUCCUUCGUUUCUCACGGAAUUGAAUCCAUUCUGGACCACCGAGCAGCUUGAACCCCGAUUUGCCUACGCGCAAUAUGCCACGGACAUGGAUUAUUUGUGCAAUGCGGUGAUCAACUUCAACCGCCUGGACAGAUUCGGUAGCAAGCACGACCAGGUCCUAAUCUUCCCAGACAAAUGGGCGGAAGGGGAUUCGAAGGAAGCAAAGGCCAUCAAGGCUAUCCAAACCACCCUUCCCAAGGUCGUCCUACGACCCUUCGAUCUGCUCACCACGCACAAAGGUGACUCAACGUGGGCCAACAGCCUCACCAAGUUCCACGCGUUCGAUCUGACCGACUACACUCGCGUCCUCGCCUUCGAUUCGGACUCGCAAGUUCUGAACAACAUGGAUCACUACUUCCUCGCCCCGAUGGCCGCGCUCGCGGUCCCGCGCGCGUACUGGCUGAAUGAGAAGGACGCGGCCAUCGUCGACCAGGUCUUAGGCUCACAUGUCAUGCUCCUCGAGCCGAACGAGGCGCGCUACAAGAAGAUUAUCGACGAAGCACAGAAGUCAGGUGACUUUGACAUGGAAGUCAUAAACCACUUGUUCAAGGACUCGGUCAUGAUUUUGCCACAUCGGCGGCUGGCACUUCUGACAGGGGAGUUCCGCGGGAAGGACCACCGGAACUACCUUGCGCCGGACGAGGAUGACGAGUGGAACGCCAUGGGCGAAGUCUCGAGGGCCUACCUCGUCCACUUUAGCGACUGGCCGCUGCCGAAGCCUUGGAAGCAGCAUUCAAGUGCUGUGUGGGAGGCCACCCGGCCCGAGUGUCCCGCGGACGAAGAGGAGAAGCCUGAUCGACCAAGGUGUGCGGAUCGCGUGAUGUGGGAAGGGUUCUAUGAGGAGUAUAAUGCCGACAAGGAGCGGUACUGCGCACCUGUGUUGUAA
Diaporthe amygdali is the source of this 1065-nucleotide messenger RNA. RefSeq names its product glucose N-acetyltransferase. Gene Ontology annotation, molecular function: glycosyltransferase activity. The transcript has 2 exons. NCBI's taxonomy places the organism in Eukaryota, Fungi, Ascomycota, Sordariomycetes, Diaporthales, Diaporthaceae. The record is from RefSeq and is a predicted model, not a curated record. Bases 1 to 1065 code for a protein of 354 amino acids.